Molecule: messenger RNA, 730 nt
Organism: Prunus persica (peach)
Lineage: Eukaryota; Viridiplantae; Streptophyta; Magnoliopsida; Rosales; Rosaceae
Product: H/ACA ribonucleoprotein complex subunit 2-like protein
Exons: 4
Coding region: 83-556 (157 amino acids)
Biological process (GO): rRNA pseudouridine synthesis; snRNA pseudouridine synthesis
Cellular component (GO): box H/ACA snoRNP complex; nucleolus
Molecular function (GO): box H/ACA snoRNA binding
Source: RefSeq, a predicted model, not a curated record
GUGCAGAAGGUAGGUUUGUGCGAGACUUUUGAGAGAGAGUGUAAAAUCCUAGUAUCCAGAAAGAAAGAAGAGGAAGAGAGAGAUGGGAAGCGAUAGCGAAGUAGAGAAGACGGCGCAAAAGGAGAGGGAGAGGAAGAAGAUGCAGGCUCUUGCUCCCAUAGCCAAACCCCUUGCCGGCAAGAAGCUCUGCAAGCGAACCCUCAAGCUUGUCCGCAGAGCUGCUGAGAACAAAUGCUUGAAGAGAGGAGUGAAGGAGGUAGUCAAAAGCAUAAGGCGAGGCCAAAAGGGGUUAUGUGUUAUUGCUGGGAACAUUUCUCCUAUUGAUGUGAUCACUCAUGUUCCAAUCUUGUGUGAAGAGGCUGAAAUUCCAUAUCUUUAUGUGCCCUCAAAAGAAGAUCUUGCAAAUGCAGGGGCCACCAAGAGGCCAACUUGCUGUCUUCUGGUGAUGACCAAGCCUUCCAAGGGGGAAUUAGGCCAAGAGGAACAAGAUAAACUAAAGGCAGAUUAUGACCAGGUUGUAGGAGAUGUUUCUGAACUUCAAUCCUCCCUUUUCUGAAGGCUGGAAACAUUUUACUUGCCUUUGUCCUGAUUAUCUUAUUUGAGGUUAUUUUCCUUUUUUUAAUCCCUCUGACUGAUGGGCCUUGUACUUUGUUUUAGAAAAAAUUAAAAUGUGCUUGUUAGUGUAACUAUUGAAGUGUAUGGCUUGGAUGAAUUAACUCAAUUUAGACCA